This is a messenger RNA of Hyalella azteca, 7821 nucleotides long. RefSeq names its product TRPL translocation defect protein 14-like (gene Ttd14). The record is from RefSeq and is a predicted model, not a curated record. The coding region runs from base 76 to 1713 and encodes 545 amino acids. Gene Ontology annotation, molecular function: phosphatidylinositol binding; phosphatidic acid binding; GTP binding. Lineage: Eukaryota; Metazoa; Arthropoda; Malacostraca; Amphipoda; Hyalellidae. The transcript has 11 exons. Gene Ontology annotation, biological process: photoreceptor cell maintenance.
AUUUUCAGCAGCAGCCUCAGUGCGACUCUGUCAGUUGUAGGGUGUGUGGUCUCGCACUGCGUAGAAAUCGCAGCGAUGGAGGACACCAGCCCCAGUAAUCGUCAAUCUCCGACAAAACGCAUUUACAAAGUUGUCUUAACCGGAGGGCCAUGCGGUGGUAAAACUACAGGCCAGUCGCGACUCUGCACCUUCUUUGAGAACCUCGGCUGGAAGGUGUACAGAGUGCCGGAAACUGCAACCAUUCUCCUCAGCGGCGGUGUGAAGUUUGCAGACCUCACCGAAGAAGAAGCGCUGAAGUUCCAGGAGAACCUGCUGCUGGCCAUGAUCCAGCUGGAGGCCGUGUACUUCGACCUGGCGCGCUCCUGCCGCCGCAACUGCCUCAUCAUCUGCGACCGCGGCACCAUGGACGCCUCUGCCUUCAUACCUCAGCAGGCCUGGGACUGUAUCUUGGCGAACAACCACCUGAACACCCUCGAGCUCCGGGACAACCGCUACAACCAAAUCAUACACAUGGUGUCUGCUGCGGUGGGGGCGGAGGCCUUCUACAGUACAGAGGACCAUGUGGUGCGCAGCGAGAACCUGGACCUGGCGAGGGAGCUGGACCGCAAGGCCGCGCAGGCCUGGAUCGGCCACCCAUACUUCGACGUCAUCGAUAACACGUCUGACUUCGAUACCAAGAUCAAGCGCAUGAUCAGCAUGGUGUGCCAGAAGAUAGGCAUCGACACGGGCGAUCGACUCAAGAACAACGCACGCAAGCUCAAGUAUUUGGUGCUCGGACCUCUGCCCCCUGUUGACAAGUUCCCCAAGUUUAGGGACUUCACGGUAGAACACAUCUACCUGCGCACCAACUCCCGCAAGAUGCAAGCCCGCAUCCGCAAGCGCGGCGCCGACGGACGGCACUCGUACACCUACACGAUCAGGAAGCCGGAGAAGCUCGGCCAGAUCGUGGAGGUGCGGACUCAGGUGACCCAGCGGGACUGGAACACCGCCAAGGGUCAGGCCGACGACCAGCACUUCGUCAUAUACAAGACGCGGCGCUGCUUCCUCCAUAACGACCAGUACUUCCAGCUCGAUAUUUACCGCGAGCCCUGCCAUAAGAGGUGCAACGGGCUGAUGCUGCUGGAGACGUACUCGACGUUGACGGCGGAAGAGAUGACCACCCGUUUGCCUGCGUUCCUGAACGUCGCCAGGGACGUGACGGGCAACCCUGAGUUCAGCAUGUUCAACCUGAGCCUCCGUGAUGACUGGGAGAACAACUCCAAGUUCUGCGUGAACAUCGCCGGUAAGGACCUGAACAAAGGCGACAAGAACUGCCCUCUGGACCACAUGGAUGCCGAGGAGACGAGACUCAGGGCCGAGUGGGAGCGCGAGAUGGAAGUUAAUGAGAGCGAGUGGGAUUUUUAUCAGAAGAAGAUUGUCAAAAGUUUGUCUUCUGAGUCCCAUAAAGGUGGUGAAAGUGGUAGUGGUAGCGUCAACGGUGGUGGUAAUGGUUGUGUAAGUUCUAAUGGUGGUGAUCGUAACGGUGGUUGUAGGAGUAAGGCUGAAAAUUGCCGGGAAGCCGGAGGUGACGUCAUCGAUGCCGGUAACAACGUCGCUGGAGAUGAUGAGUUCAGAAUAAAGGACGACGAUGAUCAGUUCUAUGAAGAUAUGGAUAAGAAAUACAACGGCACGCGCGUCAACAGUGAAGGUGCCGCUGUUAACGGCCAUGCGUAGUGAUGGAGACUAAUAUGUCUCAAGCUCAUCAAGUAUAACGAAUUAUUCCAGUUGUCGAACACUGCACUACCGCUGUACCUAUGCUGUACUACCGCUGCAUGACCGCUGUAGGACCGCUGCACGACCGCUGCACGACCGCUGCACGACCGCUGCACGACCGCUGCACGACCGCUGCACGACCGCUGCACGACCGCUGCACGACCGCUGCACGAUCGCUGCACGACCGCUGCACGACCGCUGCACGACCGCUGCACGAUCGCUGCACGACCGCUGCACGAUCGCUGCACGACCACUGCACGACCAUACUGGUGCAAAAAGCUAUUAUGUUUGAAAUCAAGUAUGCGGAUGAGCUUCAGUUGGGGAUUUUAACAGAUUAUUGCUGCACCAAAACAAGCGUGGACGUAGCGCCCUGUUUUACUUACUGCUAUCCCGGCAAUGUUUUUGACAGCGCUGUUUAUUGUUAACGUAAUAACGUCUAAUUUGUACACUUAAUACUUCAGUAUUCACUUUCAAAAAUCACAGAACCAAAAGUGUGUUAAUGCUUUAUUUAUGCAACACAUUCUCAUGUAUUUACGAGUUAUAUGUAAAAAUGACGUAUUUUCACUGCACUCAAACCUAAAACCACCUCUCAGGUCCCAGUAACACUAAAUGUGAUUUCAGCCAUAUGCAUAUAUUAUACUAUCACGUUUACAACUGUCUCGUUCAAUUGGAAGUUGAUCGACUAUUGCGUCAAGAUUAAUAAUAUGGUAGAUAUUUUAAAUUACAAUAUAUUUGUACAAUGAUUCUUCACUUUGACGGCUGUGAAACAGACGUACGCCAACAAAAUCCAUCAUAAAAUCCUAUUUUAAAUUAAUUGUGAGUUUUUAAACUACAAUAGUCUAUUAAGAAGAGAGUUUUCACGGGCGUUACUUUAUAUUGUUGUUGUGUCAAUUAAAUAAUAAAUCUAUAUGCUUACGCGUAAUUUUUAUGCUAGAAGUUGGAAAUAAUAAAUUGUAUGUUGCUGCAUCUGUUGAGCCUGGUGCGUUUAUGUGAAAAAUACCAGUGCAUUGUUACUAGAAUAAUUUGUGUGAUUUCUUGCAAUCAAGGAAAUGAGUUUGGUAAAUUGGACCACUUUGUCGAGUCCUGUGCUUGACUCACUUUGGACACUUUAAUGGGUUACACUCUUUAAUGAGUUAAACACUUUAAUGGGUUACACACUUUAAUGGGUUACACUCUUUAAUGAGUUACACACUUUAAUGGGUUACACACUUCAAUGGGUUACACACUUUAGUGUGUUACACACUUUAAUGGGUUACACACUUUAAUGGGUUACACACUUUAAUGGUUUACACUCUUUAAUGAGUUACACACUUUAAUGGGUUACACACACUUUAAUGAGUUACACACUUUAAUGGGUUACACGCUUUAAUGGGUUACACACCUUAAUGGGUUACACACUUUAAUGGGUUACACACCUUAAUGGGUUACACACUUUAAUGGGUUACACACUUUAAUGGGUUACACGCUUUAAUGGGUUACACACUUUAAUGGGUUACACACUUUAAUGGGUUACACACCUUAAUGGGUUACACACUUUAAUGGGUUACACACCUUAAUGGGUUACACGCUUUAAUGGGUUACACACUUUAAUGGGUUACACGCUUUAAUGGGUUACACACUUUAAUGGGUUACACAUUUUAAUGGGUUGCACACUUUAAUAGGUUACACACUUUAUUGGGUUACACACUUUAAGGGAUUACACACUUUAAAGGGUUACACUCUUUAAUGAGUUACACACUUUAAUGGGUUACACACUUUAAUGAGUUACACACUUUAAUGGGUUACACACUUUAAUGAGUUACACACUUCCAACUUAAAGCAUAACCUACGGGCUUGAGAUAUAAAGUCUCUAAAACCUGCUAAAUUGCAUGGAUUCAUUUUUGGACUCACCGGAGUGAGUCACCUCGACUCCCUCAUAUGUUUGAGUGUAAAUUAUUUUUUCCCGAGUAAAAAUCUACAUUGGUGCAAGUGCCGGCAUUUGCAUAUCAUCUUGAGCUGCAAUAACGUAAGGUUUUACACUCAAAUAAUUGAAUGGGUACUAUUGUCCAAAUAGUGAUCCACUUUUUUUACCAACAGCGUGAGUAGAAAAGUGACGUAGCAUUGAUACUCCCUUUACCGAGCCAUACUGGGUCAAGAUGACCCACAAAAACGCUAUAAGUGUAUCACUAUUUAGACAAAGUCUCGCUCGGUUCUCUGAGUGUCUUAAGCCUCCACCGCUUGACGUGAACAAAAUAAAUAAGCACAAAUAUCGUCUGCUUGAUUUUGUCUAAUUAUUGCGAGUUGAAUAAUUCAUGUGUUAAUGUUGUAAAUUUGUAUUUUUUAUAUAUUCUAUGAUGUUUCUUGUUGAUGUCGUUUCGCUUUUGACAAUUUAAAUUAUUCACCUUCAAAAAUGUAUAAAAUCGGUCAUCUUAAAAAUAUUGAAUUUGAACAGCGACGUAUUGCGAGGUGAUAAAGCCAUUGUAUUUUUCCUUAAUAUUUAAUAGUUUAAUUUGGCACGGUAACUAGUUACUAUCUUGUAAAACCAUUGUAUUUUUCCUUAAUAUUUAAUAAUUUAAUUUGGCACGGUAACUAGUUACUAUCUUGUCACUGUAACUCAUAACCAGGCUUUCAGGUACGAAUGGACUUUACGACGAUCGAUAUCUACGUAGCUAAAUAAUUCUUGGUAGUUUGUUGAUUUAGUUCGUUAACUGUGUUUUACGAACGUUUUGAACUACCGAUUGUUUGUUCCAGCUGAUGAGUGUGAACUUAAACCGAGUUGCAUUUUCUAUAACAUCGUACGUGUGACAUAUUAAUUGUUAUUAACGUAAUUUUAUGAAUGUUUAUUGAGAUUGGCUGAACUUAAUUAAGAAGUUAAUUAAGUCGUAAUUCUAUUAUAAUGCAUCCUCUAGGGCAGGAAUUUCUUUAACUGUAGCAGGUAAAGAGUAAAUUUCGCCCGUUUUUUAGAGCCUUGAAGAUGCGGUGUAUGUGCAUUCCAUUGAACAAUUGAUCGUUGUUGAAUCUUGAUCGUUCUUGGGUUUCCUACGUAGGGUAUGUAUGGCGAAAAAUUGUUUUGCUGUAUUUUAUAACAUCGUUUAUCCACGUUCAAUAUUAAUUCAAAAUGAUUUAUCGCGGUGGAUGUUAUUGAAAUUUUCGUAUAGGUUAUCAAGUAAUAUUGGCCAUUACUUAAGUUUAGUUCGAGCGGUCGACCUGAUAAUUACCUUUAGAAAUUAGUUGAAAUUUAGUUAAGUUAUUAGUAUAAAGGCCGAGAUAAGCAUCUUGAAGAUAACGUGAGGUGCUUUGCUCUAUUAUUAUUACAGGUUUUAAAUGGGUAUAAUGUAUCAUAUUUUUUUAAAACUUGCAUCGAAUUCGACGCGGUUCUAGACUCGUGCAAAUACACCAUGUCUCGUUUACAACCGAAUUAAUUAAUUUUAAAGUAAUUUUUUUGUAUUAAAUGUAAUAUAAAUUAAAUUAUCCUAUAAAAUCUUGAACGAAAUAUUUACGGUAACUGCAACUCGAGGAAUUCAUUUUGCAUUUUAAUUGUGUAAAUAUUGAUGAAUACAUUUGAACGUGUGCAUGGACAACAUGUAUCAAUAAAAAAGUAUGGAAAAUCAAAAUAAUAAUAAUAAUAAUGUUCAAAAAUAAUGUUGAAAUGUUUAAGAAGGUAUGACCGAGUAUCACGCGCGACGAACUUUUUAGUUCGGCUUGUGGCCAAAAAAAUUGCUAUGGUGCGCAUUAAUGAGAGCUCGCUUCACUCUCAAUUAUAUAUCAACUAAUCAACUGAGCAUAAAAAUGAAAAUAUUUAUGUGUAAAAAUUUUUAACGAGGGAAUCAUGAACCCGGUUCUUAUUAAAGUUGAAUGAAUUGGUAAGUUGAAAGCGGCGUUUCUUAUUGUCGAGUCUAUUGUGUAACGUUUAGGUUGUUUAAGAACCGAGCUCCCGAGUUGCUAUUGUUUUAAGCAAAUAAUUUUAUUGCGUCGAGCGCUCAGUGUGACUAUAAAACUUGAUCUCGGUGAAUCCCAUUCAAAUUAAGACUCGAGAAAUGAAUGGAUCAUUUUGUCCAAAUAUUGACACACUGCCUGCACUGAUGCACCCUUUGCCGAACCUAACUGUAUGGGUUCAGGAUUAGUCCUGAUAUAUAAAAGGACAAAAGUGCGUUGCUAUUUGAACUUGGGACUCGCUUAUUUAUAUGAGUGUGAAGAGGCCGAUAUAUUUCAACCUCCCCUGGGUGAAGGGGGAGGGGUGGAUUUACGAAGACUUUAAUAAAGAUCAAAAGCUGAUGAUAUUCGCCUGCGAAUUUUUUUAUGUAUUCUGGCGAUGAUGAAAAACCAUGAAUAAGAAAAGAGUUCACGUUUGUCUUAAUUCUAACAAUAAUCGUUAUAAUAAUGAAAGUGAUUGUUUAAAGUUGGCAAUUUGCAGCCAUUAAUUGAUACCUUUUGCCUUUCCUCAAUGUCGCUCGUAUGUUGAUGAGUUCAACGUUGUUAUGUCAACUCGAUAGAAACACAAAUAUUGUUCCAUUUUAUUGGAGAAAAAUUUCAGGACUACGUAAACAGAGAAAUGUUGUAUUGCGAAAAUAGUGUAAUUUCAAAAUAUCCACUGAUAACGAUAACGGCAAGUAGGUUCAAUAUUCGAGUCACAAAACUUUUGUUUCAUUCAUGUACUGAUAAAUCCAUGUAUUAAUAAUUUUAUUAGCAAGGUUUAUAUGUUUUGCUCCUGCUAGUGUACUUGGAGAUCUCUGUAUUUUAUGUGUUGUUUGUUUGUAUUAACAAUUAUGUUGUAUGUAGCAAUAACGGUCCUUCACUCACUCUGUUUGGGCUUGUGUAUUUUUUAUCCGUUGAAUUAAUUGAUGUUCUUGUAUUUUUGUAAUAAUUCAUUUUUUCGUUUGUUACUCUAGUUAUGCUUAAUGAGAAUUUGUGUGCUGUGUUUUACUCACAGAUUUUAUGCUACUUUUCUCGUAUAGUUAAUACACGUGACGUGACACAAGUUGAUACACAUGACACAAUCUUCAGCAACCCAAUGCCAUUUUACUUACUCUUUGAUUUUUUUUAAGAUAUAAAUAAAAAUUUGAUUUGAAUUUACGCGGGACACGUAAUGUUCUCAUCAUUUGUCGCAUCUUACCUCGUUCAAGUUCAUGAAAACCUGUCAAUGCUGAAAAAUUUGGCAUUGAAUGAGGCUGAGACAGAACGCGCUCAUGCUAGUUGAUUUAUCAACAGAGGAAAUAAACCUAAUAACUUAAUUUAAAUAACAUGAAGAAUAAAACCACUACGUAUAUCGCUAUUAAACGCAGUUCCUGAAUCUCUAAAAUACUUUUCGCUGCAGAGGUGAAUUUUUUUUACUGGAAUCUAUUCUAAAUUUAUUUGGUUACCCCCGUUGAACUAGACCUCUCGAACAUGUGCAGCUCAAUAUGGGAGCAAUGUGCUGGAUGAUAGUACAAUCCUUAUAAAAUUAUUUUGUACGUUUUUAUAUCACUGACACUGAAGACUUUAAUUAAAUGUGCGGCGCAAUGCAAGGUACAAAUGUACAAAAAUCUCGUACGUUUGUACUACACGCACGAAGUUCACAUUAUGUGCGUGGCCCAACGAGAAUUAAAGUACGUAUAUCUAUUACCCAUUUGAGAGAAAUUCGAUAUUCAAAUCAUAUGCUUGAGUGGCCUAAUGAAAGUAAAAGUGUACUAAAAACUUGGUGCUUUUUGUACUACACUGAGAGAUAUGAAUGGGUCAUAUUGUCUAUAUAAUGACACCCUACGCACCUGGCGAUGAUACACCCUUAUGCCUGGCUAAAAUGAGUCAGGGUCAGUCUCCCAUACAAGAGCUAAAAGCGCAUCGUUAUUUGGACGAAGUCUCCUCAUUUCUCUGAGUGUAGACAUGGUGUCGUGGUAGAUUGUGUAGCACUUGCGCGUAGGUAGCUGCAAAAUCCUCCUACUACUACUCAAACACGUAGAGUGAGAAAUGUGUAACUUAGAAAUAUUAAUGUAUAAUAUAACGUUAUUAAUAUUAAUAACAAAAGUGUUAUGGUUGAUGUUGCUCGUUGUAAUGGCGUUCACGUCUAUAUAAUCCGAACCUUAUUUUUGCUGAUAAUAAAUGACCUCACUGUUA